CUUCAAGAAACCUUCCUGUGAUGCCAGUAGACCGGUUUGGACAAAUAUCAACGGUUACAGUGGCUAAAAUGGCACAUUUUAGGAUUGUAAACUGUUGAAAUAGAAAGUAAACAUCUGCUAACUGCAUCAAUAUAUAUUGAAGACGGACUCCACUUUUGACCUUUAGACCACGUCACACCUGCCAUCAAUAUGUUAGGUUAAGAAAGUCUGAAGUCUUCGAUCUUUGACACCGCAGUGAGUGUUUCCCCAGAAGACCAGGCUUUAGCAUUGCUGGACUGUUGAAGGAGCUUUCAUCAAGAUGUUUACCGCUCUGAAGAAGCUGGUGGGCUCUGAAGCAGGGCAGCUCAGGGAUAGAAAUAUUCCUUCAGGCCUGCAGUCCAUGAACCAGAAUCUACAGAGGCGUUUCGCCAAGGGCGUGCAAUAUAACAUGAAAAUAGUCAUCCGUGGGGACAGGAACACGGGUAAAAGUGCACUUUGGCACCGGCUUCAAGGGAAAAAGUUUCUGGAAGAGUACAUCCCCACGCAGGAGAUCCAGGUCACCAGCAUUCACUGGAACUACAAAACAACAGACGAUGUAGUGAAAGUUGAAGUCUGGGAUGUGGUAGAUAAAGGGAAAGGGAAAAGACGCGGCGAGAAUCUGAAAUUGGAAAAUGACCCUCAGGAGUCGGAAACCGAGAUGGCUCUCGACGCAGAGUUCCUGGAUGUUUAUAAGAACUGUAACGGUGUGAUCCUGAUGUUCGACAUCACCAAACAGUGGACGUUCAACUACAUCCUUAGGGAGUUGCCAAAAGUGCCGACACACAUCCCAGUGUGUGUCCUGGGUAACCAGCGGGACAUGGGCGAGCACAGGGUCAUCUUACCCGACGACAUCAGAGACUUCAUCAACAGUCUGAACAGACCGCCGGGCUCCUCCUACAUCCACUAUGCCGAGUCCUCCAUGAAAAACGGCUUUGGUCUCAAAUACCUCCAUCGCUUCUUCAACAUCCCAUUCCUGCAGCUGCAGAGGGAGACUCUGUUACGGCAACUGGAGACAAAUCAGCUUGACAUCGAUGCCACACUAGAAGAGCUCAGUGUUCAGCAGGAGACCGAGGACCAGAACUAUGACAUAGGCUUCAUCUCACGCCUGUUCGGAUCGUCCGCUGCAGAGGCGUCACCAGACAAACCAGAACCUAUGGGCUCUGAAGACCCGAAGCCCUCUGGAAAGGUGAAGAGUGUGGAUGACUUUGUGCCGGGGGUGGGCAUGGAACGGACCUUUCUGGAAGAUGGUGGAACAGCAGUUAAAUCAAAGAACAAACCUCCAGCAUCAGCUCCCAUCCUGGACAGUGAUAGUGAUGGUGAGGGACGGGGAAAUCCUCUGGUCUCCGGCUUCCAGGAUGAUUUAGAUCCGGAUGACAGAGCGCUGUCCCAGCCUGCCGUUAAAGUGGCGGUCCCGAGCAUGGGCGUCACACUCACGAGUGAUGAAGAGGAGGAAGAUUCAUCUCUGCCCUCUGCUGCCCAGCACAAAGGCAUUGGAUCAGGCCCAAACUCAAAGGGAUCUACAGUGAAUUCUGUCAAACAGCUGCAAACCAAGUCUAAACCAGCUGAGAGACCCCAAAGCCUGAAAACCCCAGCAGGACCUGCAGUGCAGCGACUGAAGACAGGAGGCGCUGUUGAGGCCGACUCAGAUUCAGACCAAGAGGCUCCAGUCGCUCAGCAGAUGCUUUCAUUUGUCAUGGACGACCCUGAUUUUAAGAACGAAGAGUUUGACGGACACAAGAUCAAGAAGGGCACUUUUUCUGCACGAGAUGACUUAUCUGACCGGUCGGAUGAUGGGUUUGUGUUAGCUGGACUCCCAGAGCCCCCCAAACCUGCUGCCGCUUCAUUUAAGACCCUCAACAGUGGUAUUGACCUGUUCGGCCUGGGAUUUGAAGAGAUGACACCUAAGAGUAAAGACAGCAGUGAAGACCAGGAAGAUAAUGAAAGCAGACACUCCACAAAGGACAAGAAAAAGAAGAAAAAGAAAAGCAAAGAGGAGGACGAGAAAAGCAGCAAGAAACGACACAAACACAAGAAAAAGGAAAAAGAUGAGCCGGGAACAGGAGACGAGAAAGAAAAGAAGAAGAAGAAAUCUUCAAGGACCAAGAAAGCAGGAACUGUGGACGAUCUUGAGGCCUUCCUGGCAGGUGGAGACGGACCAGGAAACAGUGAGGGCGGAGACUAUGAAGAACUCUAACCAAUCAGGGUUUGACAUCCACACCGUGUGACAUCGCCAGGUCAUUUUCCAAUCCAUUCCACCUGUUUUUCAGUGCCUAACCUUUUGAGUUUUCACGGCGUUUUUGUUCUUCCAGCAUUGCAGCUUUAUAAAUUGGUUUGUGGCACCGUUGUUCACCUCAUGCCGUUUUCCAGUAUUUUCAGACAUAACUUUUAGAUGCAUUUUCAAAUGAUCCAGAGUUUAUUCCGUUAUUAACUGAUUAGAACUCUUAAGUCGUUCCACAAAGACUUGAAGUAAUUUUAGCUUUGUUGGUUUUGUUUUGUGUGUGUCUUUGCCAAUGUGUGUGUGUAUAUAUAUAUAUAUAUAUAUAUAUGUGUGUCCCUGAACAUUUUGGCAACUCUGUGUGUGCUUGCAUUUUUAUUUAGCAAACAUAUAGAGGGAUUAAUCAGACUUGCAU
Messenger RNA from Sinocyclocheilus rhinocerous, 2648 nucleotides. It is a transcript of the gene rabl6a, whose product is annotated as RAB, member RAS oncogene family-like 6a. Gene Ontology annotation, cellular component: cytosol; nucleus. Lineage: Eukaryota; Metazoa; Chordata; Actinopteri; Cypriniformes; Cyprinidae. The transcript is spliced from 16 exons. The coding region runs from base 299 to 2212 and encodes 637 amino acids. The record is from RefSeq and is a predicted model, not a curated record. Gene Ontology annotation, molecular function: GTP binding; GTPase activity.